Messenger RNA from Zeugodacus cucurbitae (melon fly), 8055 nucleotides. RefSeq lists its product as uncharacterized. The record is from RefSeq and is a predicted model, not a curated record. Gene Ontology annotation, cellular component: extracellular region; membrane. The transcript is spliced from 18 exons. Gene Ontology annotation, biological process: proteolysis. Lineage: Eukaryota; Metazoa; Arthropoda; Insecta; Diptera; Tephritidae. Gene Ontology annotation, molecular function: protein binding; serine-type endopeptidase activity; chitin binding. The coding region runs from base 468 to 7916 and encodes 2482 amino acids.
ACAGUCUUAAUUGUCUCUAGCAUGAGAUACUGAGCCACGGACGCUUAAUUGAAAUUAAAACCGUUUGUUUGCUUUUAAAACGCAAAUACUGUCGGCUGGGAAAACACGAACUCGAUUGCCUAAAAGUACACGGGCACUUGUGUGUUUCUGUUUUCAAAAAUAUUUUGCGCUUUGAUCAAGAGUUUCUUAGAAAAUAUACUAUAUCCCAAUAUCGCAUAUAGUAAUAUGCAAAAGUGUGUGUUUAUUGGCUUCAUUUAAUUAAAAGGACUAGUAUAGCAACUUGUUGCAAAUAAGUGCCUUUUUAAAAAUCUUAUAUAUGUGCUUUUGUGCAUACUUUUGAAAAAUUAGUGAAUUAAUACAAUCCAAGAAAAUAUUUGUGAAAAAUUGUAAAAAUAAUAUGUAGAGGUGCACAUAAGUUAAAAAGUCAACCAAUUUGUGAAAGUAAAUCUUUUAAGAUUGUAGUGAAAAUGAUUUCGAAGCUGUGGAUUCUUAUUUGCGCGACUCAACUUGUUAUCAUUAAUGGUAACUAUGACCCAGCUUUUACGGGUAUAAAGACCAGACACCACCAUCGCGCUUAUUCAACUGUUGAGCAGGAGCCAUAUACAAAUACGCAGCAGCAGCCGCCGUAUGAAUCUGGACCGACUACCAAUUAUGGCAAUAGAAAUUACGGUGUCAGUUCAGUGAGGUUAUCAAAUACAUACCAACACCAUGAUGGAGCACACACUCACCAGCAGCCGUCAUACAACCACCACCACCACCAACAGCCAAGUCAGCAACAACAACAGCAACAUCAACAACAACAACAAACCUCGCAACAAGUUGACGCUUAUCAGCAACGCGAAUUACCGCUAUAUAAUCGCAAUGCACACGUGCGUCACUCACCAUCGCCAACACAACGCUCCGAGCGCAGAGAGAACGUUUUGAGCGGCGUAGCCAACACUAUACCAGACUACGGUACCGGUUGCCCGCCACAACACACAGGACCGGUGCCGUAUGCUUAUGAUUGUCGGCGUUUUGUCAACUGCUGGCAUGGACGUGGUCACAUACAGAGCUGUGGUCCCGGUACGGUCUUCAAUCCGGAAACUCUCGAAUGCGAUCGGCCGGACAAAGUUGUUUGCGGUGGUUCGCAUACGAAUGGCGAGCGCAGAGAGCAACAAACCACACUGCAAAGCGCAACGCAGCAAAACAAAUAUCGCGCCGGGCGUUUAAUAGACGGGAGCACAGACAGCGUGCAAUCACUUUGUCCGAAUGGCUUCAGUGGUUUGGCGCCGCAUCCAACUGAUUGCACGAAGUUUCUGAAUUGCGCGAAUGGCAAUACACACGUUCAAAACUGUGGACCCGGUACUGCUUUCAGUGCUUCGAAGAAGGUGUGCGAUUUCAAGGACAAAGUUGAUUGCAGCGAUCGUGCGAAUGCGGCAUAUGGAGCAUCGAACAACCGGGAUAGCCGUCAGUAUGAUGAAGUGUUUUGUCCUGCCGGCGCGAGUGGUUUAUACCCACAUCCUUACGACUGCACGCGUUUUCUCAAUUGCGCACACGGCCAGAUGGCGAUACAAUCCUGUGGACCUGGUACAGCCUUUGAUCCAGCCAAGUUGAUAUGUGAUUUCCUGCAUAAAGUUAACUGUACGAGUACAACAACAAUCAAGCGUAAAUCCAAUUUAAACUAUGUGGACACGAGUGUCAAGCAGAAUGCGUUGGAAGGAGAAGUGGCCAAGGAAGAAGGUGAUAUAUUCUGUCCACCCGGUGUGUCCGGACACUUUCCAUAUCCUUUUGAUUACACCAAAUUCAUAAACUGCAAAAAUGGCAAUACGGCGAUACAAAACUGCGUGUCUGGCACUGCGUACAGCAUAUCGAGGAAUUACUGUGAAUCCAAAGAGAAUAUGCCUCGCACCGAUCACGUCGCGUAUAUAGUGUCCGAAGUGAGUUAUGAAUAUUCUUUGACGAUUGUCAGUUGCCCACCAUCCACCGAUGGCCGACACUUAUAUCCAUAUGAUUUCACCAAAUAUGUAAGCUGCCGACAAGGACAUAUGAGCAUAAUCGCUUGUGCAGCGCAAAAUGUAUACAGUUUCUCUGAGAGGAGAUGUCUGCCUGAGCAUCAAGUGAAUAUCGGCGAUCGCGUACGAAGUGCUUGGGAACUUCAAUAUAACGUCGAGCACACUGUUUCCAAGAGUGCCGCAUUAAAUCACUUGAAUGAGUUGCUUGAGUGCCCCCAAGGCCAAACUGGCUUGUACCCGCAUCCUUUUGAUUACAAAAAAUAUCUGCAAUGUCUUGACGGUAGGUUGACCAUCGAAAGUUGCGCUUCGGGCUAUGUUUUCAGUUUGUCUUCAAAACACUGUGAUCCAAAAGAUUUGGUUAGCAGCAAUGAACUGGUACAACUAACACAUGAUAUUGGACAGAUUACUGAAUCUGCAGAGGAGAAUGACUACUUUAGUAAUAAUCCGGGAGGCAUAUACUUGCUGUGCCCCCAGCAUGUAAGAGGACUCUUCCUAUAUCCUUUCGAUUGCACUAAAUACUUGGGGUGUCGCGAUGGUCAAGGACAAGUAGAAAACUGUGUUGCUGAUAAAGUCUUCAGUAUAUCGCGUAGGGAAUGUAUUAAUCGUAAUCAUGUUGAUGCAUAUGAUCGCGUCGAAUAUUUAAGUGAAGUUUCGCAUGAAUUCUCAACAGAAUUGAAGGGAACUAAAAAUCAAUUGUAUGAGCCCAACUGUUUGGGUUUGGGUGCUGACGGACUAUAUCCACAUGCCUACGAUAAUACGAAGUUUAUAAAAUGUGUAGCUGGACAGGCAACCGUUGAGGUUUGCAACAACGGAAUGAUUUUUAGUAAAUCCAGAAAAUAUUGCGAUUAUGCACGGAAUGUUUACGAAUAUGAUAGUGGAAAUGAUGGCUAUAAUACAUUAACUAAGGAUCACUGGGUUCAAGAUAACACAAAUACAUUAACUAAGGAUCACUGGGUUCAAGAUAACACAAAUACAUUAAGUGAGGGCAAAACUGCGGACGAUGGUAUAGACGUGCACAUUGUUUGCCCACCUAAUUCGGUGGGGAUGUAUCCGCAUCCAAAUGAUUGCAGGAAAUUCUUUUCAUGUGCCAAUGGUAUAGCACAUAUCAAGGACUGUAGUCCGGGUACUGCGUGGAGUGUAGAGAUGGAAGUCUGUGACUUUGAGAAAAAUGUAAAUUGUACGGGACGCACGAAACCAUAUACAGCGGAUGACAGUGUAUUAACAGAGAACAAGGUGUCAUGUCCAUUUAAUGCAAAUGGUUUAUUCUUACAUCCAUUUAAUGCUUAUCAAUACAUUGAGUGUACAAAUGGUGAAACUAGUCUACGAAAGUGUCCACCAGGAAGUGUGUUCAGUAUUUCGAGGAGGUUGUGCCUCGUAGAAGAACAAGUCACUAACUUGGAUCAUGUAAUGUGUAUACAAGAAUAUAUAACGGAUAUUACUCUGCAUUAUAAUUACGUCAUCUGUCCGGCGAACGCACUUGGCUACUUCAUUUAUCCUUUUGACGGAUUACUAUUUAUUGAAUGCAAGGCCGGUCAUACAAUCAUACAGAACUGUGGACCGAAUAUGUUAUUUAGCUUAUCAAAUAUGAUUUGUAUACCCUCAGCCGAAGCAAAAGACACGGAUCAUAUGUGGUUAAGUUCAGUCGGACAGAGUGCUUAUAAUGGUUUUGCUGCUUAUGACCAUAGUCGAGAUUGGGGUGCAGUAGAUACGACGGGUUCGGGUGCACACACUCUCAACAUUGAACACACCGUUCAGACCGCAGCAUGUCCAGCUGAUGCCACAGGUCUUUACCCUCAUCCAACUGACUGCACAAAAUAUUUACGAUGUGCCAAUGGCAUCACUUAUAUAAUGGAUUGUGGUCCUGGUACAGCUUUCAAUGCUGCACUCGAGGUGUGUGAUUUUAAAGAGAAAGUUGACUGUCCACAUAGUGUGGAGUUUAAUAAUGUAGCUUUGGGCCAUAGCAGAGAUCCUAUCAGUCAGACCAUUGCAUGUCCUGAAGGCGCCACUGGUUUAUAUCCUCAUCCUCUGGAUUGUAGAAAGUUUCUUAAUUGCGCUAAUGGCAUAACAAAUAUACAAGAUUGCGGUCCCGGCACUGCCUGGAAUGCAAAACUGGAAACUUGCGACUUUAUAAAGAACGUCGAUUGUUCAGAUACUCACAACGUUUAUGGACAUAAUCCCAAUACUAAUUACCAAUCUCCGCCAGCACAAUCAAACUACCGGGGUUCAACACAAAUCGGCUGGAGACAGCAAUACGAUGAGCAUAGUAGUUCUUCUCAGCGAGGAACUGCAAACGAUAGACGAGCUUAUGGUAGUGGUUCAUCAGCGGGCAACCAUGGAGAUCGUUGGUCCAACAUGGACGUGCAGCGCCCUAUACCUGGUGACGCAACUUACAGUGGUACAUAUAGUGCGGAUUACGAUCGACAAGAGCGUCUACCUACAUACGGCAGAGAAUUACAACAAAGCAGUGGUUCAAGUGAUUGGAUCGCUGCUGGCUCUGCAAUUGAUCGUCAAACGCCUACACAAAGCGUUAUCUACGAAGAAGGCUCACUGCAACCAAAUCGUAAUUAUAAUACUUUCAGCACAUAUACCACUCCUCUAGCACCUUUCAAACCCGAGCCCAUACCUACUUCAUCAGUUAAUACUAAUUUAGUUGCAAAUGAGGAAACGAACAUUUACUAUGCACAACCCGUUGGCUCUGGAGAAAAUACUGAGGAAGUAUUUGACGAUCCUAAAAUAACUACACAAUCCUCAAAUCGUUCGCCAUUUGUUCCAAAUAACAACAAUUUCGAACAAAACCCUAACAAAUGGAUUGCAAUACCUAAUCAAGUGCUUUUGCCACCGAAGCGCACUACUGAACCGCAAACGGAAUCACAAGAUUUUCCGUCACAAAAUAUCUUUACACCAGGAUCUUAUAUUACGCCCCCACCCGGAGAUACCCGUAGUUCUCCGGUGGAUGGUCCGACAUUUGUACCGCAAAACAAUUUUGAUUCUUCUAACCUAUAUGGCGGUUUGCAACCCCCGCCACCACCAGCUCCCACAAUCGCUCAAACUCCAUUACCCCAUAUUUCAAACCCUAUUCACAAAUUGGAACCAUCGAAUCCAACCAAAGGUCGACCCUCCGGUAGAUCCAUAGACGAAAUCGAACCUAUCAGAGCUUUCAGCACGAAUGCUCAGGGUAAACCACAUUUACUUUCUUCUCCUUCUAGCUCGAAUGUUUAUAAAACAGAUAUUUCCACGAGUACACCUGCAACUUACCUUCAACCACCUGCAUUACCCACACCUGCUGCUGCCACUGCAACCAAACCUUAUUCGACGGCUUCAACACGUUUAAAGCCUGUCCCUGUACACAAUUUGCUACAAAAUACAACUAUAGCAAUGUUUCCCAAAGACCCCCACUAUAGUGGUUCAUAUUCAAAUGUUGUGCAUGCAAGUCCCCCUAGGUCUGUUGAUUUUCAAGACGUGCAGAAUUCGGAAGAUUUGGUUAUGGCUGAUGCUUUGCGUCUACUUCUGCGUCCCUACUUUAAUCGUAGUGGUACUAUUUCAGAAGAAAAUGCCGACAUAGCCGAGUCUCAUAUAAUGAAGCUCUCGCCCACACUAACUUCACACACAUCCGUCAUAACUGCAUCAACAGAUAGGACUAGCAAAAACUCACCAGUUGGUGCGGAAAAUGAAAAGGAGGUUGAACUUAUACUUGCAGGUGAGCAACACAGUUUGACCACAAUCCCAACCCAGAACAGCACACACGAUACACGUACUGAGUUUUAUUCUAAAAAUACAAGACAAGAAUCGAAGACUAAUUCCAAUUGGCACAAUCACGAACAUAGUCGCGAAUUUCAUCGUAAACAUCCAAAUUUACUCAAUCCCUUUAAUGAGGACGAACAAACAACUACUCAUACACAUCAUCGCCACAGUCAUAAUAGGGCGUAUCAUCAGAGACAUCCUGAACUACCAAAUCCGUUUGCAACACCCGAAGCACCACAGAGCACCACCAAUUUUGAAUUGAGUAAUACAAAUGUACCAAAUCCACAUGCAGAGUCCACGACUCCAUUCAGUGUGAGACCCGGCACAGAUGUGAGGGUAGGAGAUACUGAUUGUCAGUUUGAUUGUGGAAAUGGCAAUUGUGUAAAAACUCAUGACGUUUGUAACGGUAUCAAUAAUUGUGGCAAUCGUAAGGAUGAAGAGAACUGCAAACACUUGGGUUAUGAAGUACGUCUGACUGGAGGUGAAACUUCGAACAUGGGACGUAUUGAGGUUAAAUUACUUGGUAAAUGGGGCUACGUGUGUGACGACAAAUUCGGUCUAAGUGAUGCUGAAGUGGUGUGUCGAGAAUUGGGCUUCAAAUUGGGAGCCAGCGAAGUACGCGGCUUCUCAUAUUAUCCACCAACAACGGCGGACGUAUCAUUUGCGAUGGACGAAGUGGAAUGUCGUGGCGAUGAAGCGUCACUAAAAGAGUGCAACUUUAAAGGUUGGGGUGUUAGCAACUGUGGACCCGACGAAGUGGUCGGUGUGGUUUGUAAGGUGCCACAACUUAAAUGCCCCAACAACUAUUGGCUAUGCAGCACCUCACAAGAAUGCAUACCACCAGCGUUUCUAUGUGACAAUACACCAGAUUGUGCUGAUAAAUCGGAUGAGAGUGAGAAUGUUUGCAAUUCUCCCAUCAAAUAUCGACUGCAAGGCGGCCCCAGUCCCAACGAGGGACGUCUCGAAGUACGGUAUCGUGGUGAGUGGGGAACUGUAUGCGACGAUGAUUUCGGCCUGAAGGAGGCACAAGUUAUGUGCAACUCAAUGGGCUUCUAUGGAACAACGACCAUAGUUAAGAAUAAAUAUGGGCCUGGGAGCGGACCCAUUUGGUUGGAUCAAGUCUCUUGCUAUGGCAAUGAAACCACACUGGAUCAGUGUAAUCAUUUUACAUGGGGCGAACAUAAUUGUAAUCACACCGAGGAUGUUGGCUUAAAGUGUACACUGGGUGUACCACCUCAAAAGAUCGUCACACCGCCACAGGUGAACGAUUAUGAGAACACACAAAGAGAAUUGGAUGAAACACAACAACAAUUAGAAGAUAUUGGCUUAUUUUCUGAGCAAUGGGAGCGUAAGAGCAAGGCGGUGGGCGAGCAAAGACGCUGUGGUCAGUUCAAAAACGAUAUUCUCGACGAAUAUUCACAUCCCGAAGAGCGUGUUGUGAACGGUAGCAUUGCGAAGCGUGGCCAUCAUCCCUGGCAAGCUACAAUACGCACACGUGGCAGAGGUGGCAUAUCGAGCCAUUGGUGUGGCGCCGUACUGAUUUCCUCCAGACAUCUGCUAACUGCUGCGCAUUGCCUCGCCGGUUAUCCAAAAGGAGCCUACCUUGUGCGCCUGGGUGAUCACUAUGCGAACAUAGCAGAAUCCUCGGAAGUUGAUUCGUUCAUUGAGAACUGGUAUGUACACGAAAAGUUCCGUGAUGCCACCCAUAUGAAUAAUGAUAUUGCUGUGGUUGUGUUGAAAACGCCGGUGAAAUUCAACGAUUACAUUCAACCGGUGUGCCUACCGAACAAGGGUGCAGCGCUGGAAGAGAAUCGCAAAUGCACAAUAUCCGGCUGGGGCUCCAUAAAGUCCGGUGUUUCGACACCCUCAAAUAUUCUUCGCGCAGCUGAAUUGCCAAUUUUGUCCGAUGAAGUGUGUAAACAAAAACAUGUCUAUGGCUCAUCUCUCACUGAGGGCAUGUUCUGUGCCGGUUAUAUGGAUGAGAGCGUCGAUGCCUGCGAUGGGGAUUCCGGUGGCCCGCUGAUCUGUCAUGAUGAAGAUGGUGAAACCUUGUAUGGUAUAAUUUCAUGGGGCCAACACUGCGGUUAUGCAAAUAAGCCGGGCGUUUAUGUGCGCGUCGAGAAAUAUGUCGAUUGGAUAUUGGAAAAAAUCAAUUUUUCCAUGCAAAAGAAUAAUAAAUUAUAAAAAACUCAGUUAAGAUAUUCUAAAAUUUUUAUACUCUUAUAUACUUAUUAGUUUAGAAAUGCUUGCAUGAAAAAUGUAUGUAACAAAAUGUAUAUAGACAAAAUAAAGGGAAAUGCAAAGUGAAAUUACAAAAAAAAUA